UGUGGCUGCGAGCUGCACUGCUCUUCUCUGACACACACACACACACACACACACAGAGGGGAAGAGAGCGGACAGCACAGUACAACACCAUGGCAGCCAACACGUACGACGUGAUAGUAAUUGGGGGCGGCAUUUCAGGCUUAAGUGCAGCUAAGCUGUUGAUGAAGAAUGGUUUAAACCCAGUGGUGUUAGAAGCCAGGGACCGUGUUGGUGGAAGAACUUACACUGUUCAGAAUAAACAUGCCAAAUGGGUGGAUUUGGGCGGAGCGUACAUUGGGCCCACUCAAAACCGGAUACUGCGUCUGGCCAAGGAGUAUGGGGUUCAGACUUACAAAGUCAACGAAGAAGAGUCCCUAGUUCACUAUGUCAAUGGGAAGUCAUAUCCAUUCAAGGGACCCUUUCCCCCAAUGUGGAACCCCUUCGCUCUGAUGGAUUAUAACAACCUCUGGAGGACAAUGGACAACAUGGGAAUGGAGAUCCCAAGAGAAGCUCCAUGGAGGGCCCCACAUGCUCUAGAGUGGGACAACAUGACCAUGAAAGAGUUCUUGGACAAGGUUUGCUGGACAAGCACUGCCCGCCGCUUUGCCACGCUGUUCGUGAAUGUGAACGUGACCUCAGAACCUCAUGAGGUUUCCGCUCUCUGGUUCCUCUGGUAUGUAAAACAGUGCGGAGGCACCAUGAGAAUCUUCUCCACCAGUAACGGAGGCCAGGAACGUAAGUUUGUCGGAGGGGCAAAUCAGAUCAGUGAGUGCAUGGCCAGAGAGCUGGGGGAAAAAGUCAAGCUUCAAAGUGCUGUCCAUAGCAUCGACCAAAGUGGAGACAUGGUGGAAGUCAAGACUGUCAAUGAGGAGACCUAUAAGGCGAAAUAUGUUAUUGUUGCCAUACCACCAGGGAUGAAUCUGAAGAUCCACUAUUCCCCUGAACUUCCACCACUGAGGAAUCAACUUAUCCACAGAGUACCAAUGGGCUCGGUUAUCAAGUGCAUGGUCUACUAUCGGGAGAACUUCUGGAGGAAGAAGGGCUACUGUGGAACCAUGGUGAUCGAAGAUGAGGACUCUCCUAUUGGCCUGACUCUGGAUGACACUAAGCCUGACGGAACAGUGCCAGCCAUUAUGGGUUUUAUUCUUGCACGCAAAAGCAGGCGGUUGGCUGGACUCACCAGGGAAGAAAGAAAGAAGAGGAUCUGUGAGAUCUAUGCACGUGUCUUAGGCACUGAGGAAGCUUUGCAUCCUGUACACUAUGAGGAAAAGAACUGGUGUGAGGAUGAAUACUCUGGUGGCUGCUACACGACCAGCAUGCCCCCCGGAGUCCUCACUCAGUAUGGCAAAGUCCUGAGGGAGCCUGUGGGCAGACUUUACUUUGCAGGCACUGAGACAUCUACAGAGUGGAGUGGCUAUAUGGAAGGAGCUGUGCAGGCUGGAGAGAGAGCAUCCAGGGAGGUUUUAGUUGCAAUGGGGAAACUGCAUUCAACUCAGAUCUGGCAAACUGAGCCUGCUUCUCCGGAUGUCCCUGCUUUACCGUUUGUCACCACUUUCUGGGAGAGAAACUUGCCAUCCGUUGGAGGAUUCCUCAAGUUCAUGGGCGUGUCCUCAGCCCUGGCGAUCUCCGCCGCUGUAGGUGUAGUGGCCUAUAAAAAGGAACUCAUUCCCCGAUGCUAGAGCUCCCACUUUUGUUCGUCACUGACCUUGGUUGAAACUGCUUUCCCCAUACAGUCAUCAAUCCAAGUCUAUGCUACUGACAAGGCGUGAGCUCAUGUCAGUUAUUGGUUUGAUUUUAAGCUCACUUUUUAACACCCCAAUCACAUUUUAUGUCUAAAUACACAGUGUAAUGAAUUAAGCUGAGCUUUUCCACAGGACACACCAUAGUCAGAUGUGAAAAUCAGCCUGGACACUAAUUUUAAAAAUUUUUUCAAGUCCACAAACAAUAGUAAUUACAGUUCUGCAUGUAGUCACUACACAUAUCCUCACAGUACAGUACAGUGUUUGUGUAAUGAAUCAGUCAGUUUGAUUACCUCGAAUGAUUUUAGGUGCUUUUCUAAGGAAAUCUUUACCUUGAGCUAGCCUUUCAAAAUACAUGUGAUUAAGCUGAAGCAUUAGCUGAAGAUUUCUGUUUUGUUUUGUGAAGGUCUAUCACAAGAGACAUGACAUUUUAAGAACAUGUCCUCACUCACACAUGACACACAAAGUGCACACAGUUUCUGAAUGGUACAUAGUUGCUGAAGCUACCUGGACAGUUGGGGCUUGUUCAUGCUAAAAUGCAGGACUGUGGUGUUGGUGUCAAUUAUGAUUAAUGUUAAAUGAAGGUUUUUGAAUGUAUUUUUUUUCCGAUUACAUAUUAUAUUUGAUUUUGAACAUAAUUUAGACAGAUAUAUAUAUAUAUAUAUAUACUUGAUAUUUACACUGUUUUUACACUUAAGAUUAUAUUGUGAUUUCCAUACACUAUUGUCUUCUUGCAUUAAAGUUCUCCAUCCACUGCUGUAUCAUUUAUACAUCAUGUCUAUCUACAGUAAGGGCCUGGCAUUAGGUACAAUUAUUCUAAUGGAGCGCAAUAUCAUUUCUGGGCUUCACACUGUAUUCACCGCUGCACAUAUUAGCAUGUUAGAUUACAGUAUAAAUCUCGAUUUUUUUUUUUAUAGAGAUUAAACAGUUUGAUCCUAAUACUCUAGACAUUUUUAAUAUUUAAACGCUGAAGCAGUAGAUUGUUAAACCGAAAGUAUUUCUUAAUGUGAUUGAAUGAAAAAUGAUCAGAACACAAACAUAAGAAAGACACAAGAAUUAGGAAAAAGGUUUUAAAAAAUGAAUAGAUGUGCAUAACCCAGUGUUUGUGGAAUGUGUCAUUGUUCCAAAGGUAUGUUGUGGUGUCUGUGGUGCCUUAACAGUUUAGUAGUGUUUGUCAUUUCUUAAGUGCCUCUGUGAUCGUGUGUGUGUGUGUGUGUGUGUGUUUGUGUAUGGCAAACAGCUUUUGGAUCGGUCACUGGCUACUGUAGUGAUUAGACUGCAUACAUUAAUUACUUUGGUCUUUUACACGUCUCUUUAUGCAGCACAACAAUGAUGUUGUAUCACCUUCUUUUAGACUGUUUAGAUUUCAAGCAACAAAUGAGUAAUUCCAGAUCAUCCUGACAUGUUGGUGUAAUCAUGAUCAUGCUGAUGGUUAGUGACUUUGUUGAUCUUUUAUGUUUUUGAACCAGUACCAUGUCACUCACCUUAGCCACUGAUCAACCAGAGAAUCUGAUGCGACCCAGAUGGUAAAUGUGGUGAUAAAAGUGCUGAGUCUGCACUUCUAUGAGAAAGUUAACUAGUGGAAGUUAACAGUUCAGCAGUACAGUAUCUCUUUAAAUUUGGUCGACUCUAAACUGUAAUGGUGCACUGACUGUCAGUGAUGUCCUGCUGCCACAUUGUGUCGAUGUAACCUCUUUUUCCAGUACGUCAUGUUUCUGUGCUCCAACAGCACUUUGCUAAACCAUGGUGCAGUCUGUGUGAGACCCCUUUCCCUUGUCAGGUUAUGUAAGUGCACAGUGUCCAAUGUUCUAGUCUUGUAAUUGCAUUACUAGACCUCUUUGUACAAAUCCAACAACACAGCUGGUAAUAAAAAUGUGAAAUUUACCUCC
Clarias gariepinus (North African catfish) is the source of this 3607-nucleotide messenger RNA. It is a transcript of the gene maoa, whose product is annotated as monoamine oxidase. Lineage: Eukaryota; Metazoa; Chordata; Actinopteri; Siluriformes; Clariidae. Gene Ontology annotation, molecular function: oxidoreductase activity. The record is from RefSeq and is a predicted model, not a curated record. The coding region runs from base 90 to 1658 and encodes 522 amino acids. The transcript has 15 exons.